Messenger RNA from Dimorphilus gyrociliatus, 3035 nucleotides. The record is from the annotation of a GenBank genome assembly. NCBI's taxonomy places the organism in Eukaryota, Metazoa, Annelida, Polychaeta, Dinophilidae.
AUUCAGUUCGCGAAAAAUGAGUGUACGCGCCACCAGAGAAUUUUCCUCGUCCGAGGGCCCAAGUACGGUUCGUACGACAACUUACGAGUCGAGAACAAACUCUUCUCUAGACGAUGAUGCCAGCCGAAGACCACUCAUGGGUAAGAAGACUACGAUUAUCCAGAGAACUUCGAUGGGUCCUGCUAGAUCUCCUGGUCGUUCGGGUUAUUCGAUUGAAAGGUCAACGUCGAACAUGUCUUACGGUGCACCGAGCGGUGCCUACGCUGCCAUGUCGAGCGUCGGAGUCGAUAAUGUAAAAACGUCACGCGAAAGAGAAAAGAAGGACAUGCAAGACCUGAACGAAAGAUUUGCCAGCUACAUAGAGAAGGUUAGAUUCUUGGAAGCACAAAACAGAAAACUCGCCCAAGAAUUGGAGAAUCUAAAGAAUAAGUGGGGAAAAGAGACAGCCGCCAUUAAGGCUAUGUACCAGGCGGAAUUGGACGAAGCGAGAAAAUUGUUGGACGAGGCGGAGAAGGAAAAGGGCACUUUGGAGAUAAAGUGCACAAGUUUGGAGCAGACGAUUGACGAACUUCGCAGGAAAUGCGAAGAUCUUCAGCAAGCUAGAGCCGUUGAUCGGGAAAAAAUUGAAAGGUCUAACCAACAAUUAUCGGAGUACGAGAGCGAAAUUAACCUCUUGAGGAGAAGAGUCGACACUUUGGAGACUGAUCGCGAAAGAGACAAGAAAGAGAUUCAAAGACUAACGGAAGCAUUGAACAGAGCCAGAAUUGAUCUGGACAAUGAAACUCUAAAUCAUAUAGACGCUGAGAACAGACGCCAGACACUCGAAGAAGAGUUGGAAUUCAUGAAGCAAGUGCACGAACAGGAAAUGAAAGAGCUGGCGGCACUCGCUUACAGAGACACUACUGCCGAAAACAGAGAAUUCUGGAAGAACGAAAUGGCCCAAUGUCUCAGAGAAAUCUCCAACACGUACGACGAGAAAUUAGAAUUGAUGCGCGGAGAGUUGGAAACAUACUACAACCUCAAGAUGCAAGAAUUCCGCACCGGGGCUACUCGUCAAAAUAUGGAAACACAACAUGCAAAGGAGGAGUCGAAACGCUUGAAGCAACAACUGUCAGAUAUGAGGUCGAAAUUGGCCGAUCUGGAAGCAAGAAAUGCCAUGUUAGAGAAGGAGUGCGACAGCCUAAGAAGAGAUUACGAGGAGAAGGAGAGAGAAUGGCAACAGGAGAACGACGAGUUGAAGCAAGAGGUUGCCAAACUAAGAGCAGAAAUGGAAGCCAUUCUGAAAGAAUUACAAAACAUUAUGGAUACAAAGCUUGGCUUGGAGUUGGAGAUUGCUGCUUACAGAAAACUGCUCGAAGGAGAGGAGAAUAGGUUAGUGGAAUACUUUUUAAUAUAUUCUUCGUUGUAUCGUCUGUCCGUCUUCGUCUUAAAUUUAUCUCCCUAUUUCUGUAUUGGACGGUUUUGGUGACAAGGAGAAAUGGAGAAAAUUAAAAAAAGAGGAAAAGAAGAAGAAGCAGAAGAAGAAGGAACGUGUCAAUUUAUUUUGCCCUUCUCUAGCGAUCCCCAAAGAUAAAUAUUUUAUAUAAGACGAGUUUAAUAUCUAAAGAAAGAGCAUAGAGGGGACUUUCUUUUACUUAAAGUUCCUCCUCUUCUUUUAGUUCUCUUCUCCUUUGAUUUGUACUUCUAUGUGGCGGCAGCCAGCAAAAGUUUGAACAAAAAGGACGAGAGAAAGAAAGAAAGAAAGAGAGAAGAAAAGACCGAGUGCAUAACCUCAUUUAGGAUGAUCAUAGAUUUCAAAGUCUAUAGUUAAUUACAACUAUAUUAAUUAUACGACGGUUCAUUAGCGAUUUCGAUGUAAUGCAGCGCAAAAAUUUGAAAAACUAUAUACAGUAUAGAUAAUCUUUAUCUGGGCUUCUUCUUCUUCGUCUACCUAUCAGUCUAUUUCGCCAGGUUUUUCUAUUCUUUAUUUCACCAACGCCACCUAUAACAAGGACAUAUCUACAAUAUAAAAAAGAAGUUUAUUGUCGAUUUAUUCCGUGCGUUUGCAUUACAACAAGCGAACCUCGAUUAAAUAUCAAUACGUAUGCACCAAACCGGAUUAAUUAAGCAGAAAGGGGAGAAAAAAAAUGCAGGCUGCUAGCUCUACCUUUUAGUCGAUAGGUUUCACUUUCGCCAUCUGGCGAAUUGAAAUUAAAAUAAUAUACAAAAUUGAAAAGCAUUGAAAGCGUUAAAAGAAACUAUAAUUAUAAUAUUUAAUGUAUUAAUUAAAUGUUCAUAGAGUUGGUCUUCGUCAAGUCGUUGAAUCGUUCAUUGACACGCAAACCAGAGCGAGUCAAAGAAUGGACGACGAUGGUAUGUGAACAAAAAUGCUUCACUCUACUAACAUACGCUUCUUUUUUUUAUUUCGCUGCCUAACAAAAGAUCGCACCAACAACAUAGCUCUGAUAUAAGUCAGUUGAUCGGUGCCCUGACUGGAAUUAGUCAGGCUUCGGAAGAGGCUUUAAAAUCUUCCACUUCCACUUCUUCUAUCGCUAAGGCUGAUGUUAAACCAACAGAAUCUAAGCCUACUCAACAACCAGCAGGAUCGGGCGACGCACGUUCAGAAGACGAUCUACUCGUCGUAAAAGAAGCAAAGAAAGAAUCAAAGAAAUAGAAAAAUUAUUGGUGGUGGGAAUUGAAAAAAGAAAAAAAAAAGAAGAAAAUAUUAAAAAUUUAAUAAUAAUCAUAAUUCAUAAUUCAUAAUGAGGAUGAUGAUGAUGAAACCAAUUCGAGAAAAUAUUUAUAAAAUUUAUGAAUAUUUCAUUUUUAUUUUUUAAAUGUAAGGUUUUUUGCUAAAAAUCAAAAAAAAGUGGUAAUUUAAAUGCUUUGUUUUGUGCCGUUUUUUUUUUCUCUUUCUAUCCGCCUGACUGCUCGCUCUAUUUGCUUAUAUUCUUAUUGCUUAUUAUAUUUACAAAAACAUUUUUUUUUGCUAUUUUAACUAGAGAAAGAAAAGAAACUAAUAUUUUAAAAGGCUUUAUAUAUAUAUAUAUAUAUAU